Molecule: messenger RNA, 824 nt
Organism: Culex quinquefasciatus (southern house mosquito)
Lineage: Eukaryota; Metazoa; Arthropoda; Insecta; Diptera; Culicidae
Product: larval cuticle protein A2B
Exons: 2
Coding region: 119-721 (200 amino acids)
Cellular component (GO): extracellular matrix
Source: RefSeq, a predicted model, not a curated record
GGGACACGCUCGGUACAGGCACAGUUUGAUCGGUUCCAUCGCUUGGUGAACAUUGCACAGCUCAACUGGCGUCCUUCUUCUCUUCCUUCUCAACUGCAACAACACCAGUUCAAUCAUCAUGGCUUUCAAGUUUGUGACCUUCCUCGCCCUGGUGGCCAUUGCCCAAGCCGGAGUUAUUUCUAGCCCAGCUUUGACCACCUACGCCGCUGCUCCGGCUCCUCUGUCCUAUACCGCUCCUUUGGCCAAGACCAUUGUGGCUGCCCCAGUGGCCAAGACUAUCGUUGCCGCUCCGGCUCUGGCUAAGACCGUUGUCGCCGAUGAGUACGACCCGAACCCAGAGUAUUCGUACUCGUACGGAAUCUCCGACCAUCUGACCGGCGACCAGAAGGAACAGCAUGAAUCUCGCCAUGGAGAUGUCGUCGAGGGAUCUUACUCGCUGGUUGAAGCUGACGGAACUCGCCGCAUCGUUGAUUACACUGCCGAUCCCGUUCACGGAUUCAACGCCGUCGUCCGCAAGGAAGGACUCGCUGCCCCAGUCGUUGCCGCCAAGACUGUCGUCGCUGCUCCAGUAGCCAAGACAGUGAUCGCUCAGCCAGCUCUGGCCAAGACGGUCAUUGCCCAGCCUGCCAUCGCCACGUACUCGGCUCCUCUGGCCACUAAGACCAUCGUGUCCCAGCCGGCCAUUGCCUCGUACGCCGCUCCAGCCCUGUACCAUCAUUAAACAAUGAAGCAUAAGCUCUCUGCUCCACUGACUGAUUGUUGAUUGUGUUGAUUAGGAUUUUGCAAAGAACUGACAUUGAGGAUAAUAAAAAAAAACAAAUUAA